AUGCCGACGAUUCCUUCUUCAGAGGUACCUACCUCAGUCAUACUAGUCGGGCCCCUCCUUGCAGUGUCCGCUGUACCACCAGCGGUAUAUCUGGCACCUCCUAUAGUUGUGCCUACUACGUACCUGGCACCACCGCCGCCUGUGCCUUCUACUGCGUACUCGACACCCGCACCAGCAGUACCAGUUGCUCCCUAUCUAGUACCACCACCUACGGUACCUUUAGUCGCUCCUACGUAUACUUUGCCUGCAGUGCCACCAACGGUACUGACUCUGGCUUAUGCAGCAGCACCUGGGGUACCUUUCCCGGCUUAUCCGGCGGUACCCCUUGUAGUAUCAGCUCCAGUGGUUCCACCAAUUCUCGCGGCGAGCUCUACUCACCCUAUUGAUAUUAUUGCGGCAUAA
Messenger RNA from Zingiber officinale, 402 nucleotides. Its product is annotated as leucine-rich repeat extensin-like protein 3. Lineage: Eukaryota; Viridiplantae; Streptophyta; Magnoliopsida; Zingiberales; Zingiberaceae. The record is from RefSeq and is a predicted model, not a curated record. The transcript has a single exon. Bases 1 to 402 code for a protein of 133 amino acids.